This is a messenger RNA of Miscanthus lutarioriparius, 1536 nucleotides long. The record is from the annotation of a GenBank genome assembly. Lineage: Eukaryota; Viridiplantae; Streptophyta; Magnoliopsida; Poales; Poaceae.
AUGGCCGUGUCCUCGUCGCCUUCCUGCAGACCCACUCCCGGGUUUGAGGCGUCCCUCUCCCUCCUCCUCCGCCGCCGCCGCUCUUUCCGGUUGCGUUUGGGAGAAAUGGUUGCGGAGUUGGUGGAUUCUCAUUCUCCGCUGGGGAUAUUUGUCUCCACAUGGAAUGUUGGAGGAAAAGCGCCUACUGCCGAGUUGAAACUGGAUGACUUUCUUCCUGCUGAUGACAAUUCAGAUAUUUAUGUUUUAGGUUUUCAGGAAAUUGUGCCUCUUAAUGCUGGUAAUGUCCUUGUGAUAGAAGAUAACGAACCAGCUGCAAGAUGGCUUGCUCUUAUAAAUCGUGCGCUAAAUCAACCAGCUGACACUGAUGCUGAUAUAUUUCAGCACAGACCGUCUCCCUCCCUGGAUUCAACCUCAUCCCAGUCAACACCAGGCCUUGAUGGUCCGUUCUCCAACCGUUCAAGAACAGCCAGUGGUUCUAUAAUCUUCCAAAAGUCCUUGAAAUCCAUCAGGAAAUCUUACAUGCCAUCCCAGAGAAAACAGCUCAAAUUCUGCAAUUGCCCAGUGGAAAUGGCCAAGAAAUCCUACAAAGAUGCUUGCUUUCGAUGCCCACGGCUACAAGCAUAUGCCAAUGAAAUGGACUCUUCAGAAGAGGAUGAAUUGGAAGACAAAUUGAAUGAUAUAUUUGGCCUUAAUGAUGAUGGUGUUACUUCGUCUGCUUCUGCCUCCAGGGACCAGCUAAAGUAUAACCUCAUAUCUUGCAAACAAAUGGUUGGUAUUUUUGUCACAGUCUGGGCAAAGAAAGAACUAGUGCAGCAUAUAGGACAUUUGAGAACGUCCUGUGUUGGUCGUGGAAUAAUGGGAUAUCUUGGAAACAAGGGAUGUAUAUCAGUAAGCAUGACACUGUACCAGACAAGCUUUUGUUUCAUCUGCAGCCAUUUGGCUUCAGGUGAGAAGGAAGGCGAUGAAUUGAGGCGGAAUUUAGAUGUGUUAGAGAUUCUAAGGCUCACACAAUUUCGAAGGAUUUGCAGAAGAGCUGGGCGAAGAAUCCCUGAGAAAAUUCUUGACCAUGAGCGGGUAAUAUGGUUAGGAGACCUGAACUACCGAAUUUCCUUGAGCUAUGAAGAUACCAAAAAACUUCUGACUGAAAAUAACUGGGAUGCCCUUUUUGAAAAGGAUCAGCUCAAUAUUCAGCGUGCGUCUGGAAGUGUGUUCAAGGGGUGGAGUGAGGAGAAGAUAUAUUUUGCUCCCACAUACAAGUACUCUUGCAACUCAGAUUCUUAUGCUGGAGAGACUGCCACAUCAAAGAAAAAGAGGAGAACCCCAGCCUGGUGUGAUAGAAUACUAUGGCAUGGAGAUGGUAUUGCACAGUUAUCGUACUUCCGGGGGGAAUCUCAAUUCUCUGACCAUCGUCCUGUUUGUGGAACAUUUAUUGUUGAGGCUGAAAGGCUAGAUGGCAAAUCAAAGCGGCGUUCAUCAAAUACUAACAUUAGAAUCGGUGCUGAAGAGCUGUUACCGACAAGCGACAAGCAUAACUAA